AUGUCAUCCAGCCAAGGCGAUAUCCAGGAGCGCAUUGCUGCAGCUCGCCGCGAGGGCGACAGUCUGAAGGAGCGCAUUCGUGCUAAGCGCGAAUCGUCCGCGGACACCAGUCUCCGCGCUAUGGCUGCCGAGGUCGACCCACUCCCCCGCAUUGUCAUGCGUCCGCGGCGCGCACUGCGCGGUCAUCUUGCCAAGAUUUACGCCAUGCACUGGGCAUCGGACAAGCGCCAUCUUGUCUCGGCCUCGCAGGACGGAAAGCUCAUCGUCUGGGACGCUUACACGACGAACAAGGUCCACGCAAUUCCGCUGCGUUCCAGCUGGGUCAUGACUUGCGCGUACGCUCCGUCGGGCAACUUUGUCGCUUGCGGUGGCCUGGACAACAUCUGCUCCAUCUACAACCUCAAUAACAAGGAGGGCAACGGCAUCAAGGGCGCCCGGGAACUGUCGGCGCACUCGGGCUACCUCUCGUGCUGCCGCUUUAUCAACGACCGUCAAAUCGUGACUUCAUCUGGAGACAUGACCUGCAUGCUUUGGGAUAUCGAAGCCGGUGUCCGUGUCGUCGAGUUCAGCGACCACACUGGCGAUGUGAUGAGUCUUUCGCUCGGCCCUAACCAGAACGUCUUCGUCUCGGGUGCUUGCGACGCGACAGCGAAACUCUGGGAUAUCCGCAGUGGCAAGGCAACACAGACCUUCACUGGUCACGAGUCCGAUAUUAACGCCGUCUCCUUCUUCCCUAACGGCGACGCGUUUGCGACUGGUUCUGAUGAUGCAUCAUGCCGUCUGUUUGACAUCCGCGCGGACCGUGAAUUGAACACCUACACGCACGACAACAUCCUGUGCGGCAUUACGUCUGUCGCUUUCUCGAUCUCGGGUCGCAUCCUCUUCGGCGGCUACGAUGACUGGACGUGCAAUGUCUGGGACACUCUCAAGGGUGAGCGUGUGGGCGUUCUCACCGGUCACGAGAACCGCGUGUCUUGCCUCGGCGUCAGCGCAGAUGGCAUGGCUCUGUGCACAGGGUCCUGGGACAGCACGUUGAAGGUUUGGGCGUAA
This is a messenger RNA of Peniophora sp. CBMAI 1063, 1050 nucleotides long. The record is from the annotation of a GenBank genome assembly. Lineage: Eukaryota; Fungi; Basidiomycota; Agaricomycetes; Russulales; Peniophoraceae.